This is a messenger RNA of Glycine soja, 2986 nucleotides long. Its product is annotated as TORTIFOLIA1-like protein 4. The transcript has 5 exons. Gene Ontology annotation, molecular function: microtubule binding. Bases 216 to 2189 code for a protein of 657 amino acids. Lineage: Eukaryota; Viridiplantae; Streptophyta; Magnoliopsida; Fabales; Fabaceae. The record is from RefSeq and is a predicted model, not a curated record. Gene Ontology annotation, cellular component: microtubule.
CAGCGCACAGAUUGAACUGCGUUGAUAUAUAAAAUCCCAACGAUAACGAAACUCACUUCAAGCAAUCAACUCUCAAAAAACACUCUUCCAAACUCUGCCGCCAAAAUCACUCUCAACGUACCGUUUUAGCGGUUACUCUCUCCUCCGCCGUUCCUUCCGCUUCUCGAAUGCCGAGUCACUGACUCGCCGCCGCAUAGCCAAAAAAGAAAACCACAAUGUCUUCCCGGCGCCACUCACUAAGCGGGCCGCCACCACUCUCCGGCACCGAGUCGACUCAGAACCUCCGACAGCGAGUCAUCACGUGCCUCAACAAACUCUCCGACCGCGACACUCUCGCCGGCGCCGCCGCGGAACUCGAGUCCAUCGCCAGAACCCUAAACCACGACUCGUUCUCGUCCUUCCUCUCUUGCAUUCACAACACUGAUUCCUCUUCCAAAGCACCAGUUCGAAAACAAUGCGUUCAUCUCUUAAACGUUCUCUCGCGCUUCCACGGCGAAGCGCUUUGGCCUUUCAUAUCGAAAAUGCUCGCCACCGUGCUCCGGCGGCUCCGCGACUCCGACUCCGCCGUGCGAUCCGCGUGCGUGGACGCCGUCGCGUCGAUGUCGUCGCGGAUCACGGGACCGUCGUUCUCCGCCGCGUUCCUGCGGCCGCUCAUGGACGCGCUGGCGCAGGAGCAGGAGGCCAACGCGCAGAUCGGCGCCGCGCUGUGCCUCGCGGCGGCGGUCGAGGCGGCGCCGGACCCCGAUGCGGAGGCGCUCCGGCGUAGCGCGCUGCCGCGGCUCGGGAAGCUCGUGAAGAGCGAGGCGUGCAGGGCGCGGGCGGCGCUGCUGGUUCUGAUCGGAAGCGUGGUCGGCGCUGGCGGCGCUUCGAGCCGCGGUGCGGUGAACUGGCUCGUGCCGUGCCUAGUCGAGUUCCUCGGCAGCAAGGACUGGACGGUGAGGAAGGCCGCGGCGGAGGCGCUGGCGAAGGUGGCUUCGGUGGAGAGAGAUCUGGCGUCGCAGCAUAAGGUUCUGUGUUUGAAUUCGUUGCAGAAUCGGAGGUUUGAUAAGAUCAAAGUGGUUCGGGAGACUAUGAAUCGUGCAUUGGAGACGUGGAAGGAGGUAACCGAGGAUGCUCCUGCUUACGUUAAAUCUGAAUGUGCUUCUGUUGGCACAGAUGAUGGUAAAAGUCAGUGUGUCUCUAAAAGUUCACCCGAUGUUGGCUCUAAGUUGUCUUCUAAAACAGCCCCUGCCAACAGGUCCCCUCCAUCAGUGAUUUCAUUCAUGUCGUCCAUGAAAAGAGAGAGUUCUCUAAAGAGUAAUGAGAAGCAUUUGAGAAUGGGGACAUUGAAUCAUCAGGGUCAUGAGAAAUCCUCCAAUGAGAAACGUGAAACUCCAUUUUCGAGGUCCUCCCACUCAAAUUUGUCUAGGGAAGAUGAUAUUAAAAGGUGUGAUGUUGAAGUUUCUAAGCCACCCCCAUAUCAAAACGGGGUAAAUUCGAGGGCAGAGAUAAAGCGUGUUCUCUUUAGCAAGGUGUCUGAUGAAAAAAUGAGGAGAUUCAGUAGUUCAAAAUCUUGUGUGGUUCCAUGUAUUGAUGAUGAUGAUCUUGAUGCAAAUGAAGUUUGUGAGAGCCCACAAGAUGUUGAAGACUUUGCUUUGAUCCGUGAACAACUUCUUCAAAUUGAAAACCAGCAAUCAAAUCUGUUAGACCUACUCCAGAGAUUUAUUGGAAGCUCCCAAAGUGGUAUGAAUUCUCUGGAGUCACGUGUACAUGGCCUAGAGAUUGCCCUGGAUGAAAUAUCUCAGGAUUUGGCUGUUCCAGGUGCUAGGGUUUCCAAUAUUGAUGCCACAGAAGACACUUGUUGCAAGCUACCUGGUACUGACUUUUUGAGUUCUAAAUUCUGGAAGAAGACAGAAGGUCGUUAUUCCACAUCAAGGUUCUCUUUAGGAAGCAUACCAUCAACAAAUGCUGUGCAUAAUGCAACCAAUAAAGAUGGAAGCAGAGAAAUAUUAACUGCAAAUAACAGCCGAUUGCAACAUGGUAAGGGUGGAUAUUUUGUGAAUCCAUCGGCAGAAGUUCAAAGCGAUUUGAAAGGGCAUCAUACGUAUAAAGUGUCUAAAAACAUGGUCCAAGACGCCAUGAGGAGAUAUGAUGGCAUUCAACCUGCUACUGAAUCACUGAGGAACCAGAAUAUCAGGUCAUCCGUGUAGUGAGACACAGCAUUUCUCAAUGGCUAUUUUAUUGCAGCAAGCAUCACAGAGUCACGGAUCACUAAUUUGUAGGGAUAAAUUUGCGAAAGUCAAUCUUUUUGCUCGUUGGUUCAGCUUGCAGUGCAGGAGAGUUGUUUACUUUAAAGCAUUAGCAAAAUUAUUAUUUAGAGAAGAAGGCUAUUUUCUACAAAAUUGUCCAUAUUGAGGCUGAGUCAUCAGAGUGUGGAUUCGGAUGCAAUAUAUUGGUUAAAGAGUUUUACUGAGGUGUGGCUUAAAGGAAGAAAUAUGAUGCAGGCUUAGAGUUCUCUUGAUGUGUCAUAAUUAUGCGUCUUUGCCAUCUUCAUUAGAAAGUGGGGAAAAAAAUGCUGUGCUCUUCAGAAGAGUUCCGAGCCUCUGCCAUAAUUGACCCAUGGAAUGGGUAUUGUCUAGGCGUGGCAAGGAAGAGGGUCGGGGCCGAGUUUGACUUUUUCUAUCUAGAUUUUUGUCGGAGCAGGUUCAAGAGUGAGAAUUUAGAACUGCAGAUGAAAAAUUAAAAUUCAAUCCUAGUGUCGGAAUCAGAAAGAUUCACUCCACUUUUAUUUUAAAAAAUAAACAUUUUAAAUAUCCUUGCAUAUAUAUUUUGGACCCUUCAGCAAAAAAAAAAGAAAGAAAUUUGGAAGUCUUGGGAUUUCCAACAUCUUACAUGUUGAAAUUAAAGUCUCAUACUAUGGUGUCAAGAUAUGGUAGGGUGUUGUUGGGUUCAAACAGGUGGUUUGUUUUUCAAAUUCUAUGCAAAUUAUUCGACUUGUGCAGGAAAA